AUGGCCAACAGUUUAAAUUUCAUAACUACAUGUGUUUUCAUUCUGUUUUGGUCAUCAGCUUUAGGAACCCGAACGUAUUUCUCUUAUAACGUAACAACUUCAAUUUUGGCUGAUUCUAAUGCCGUUGGCAUCUGCCAAUCAAUGGUGCAGCCACGUGGCUAUAAUUGUGAAGAACAUAAAGUGACGACUAUAGAUGGUUAUAUUCUAAGUUUACAAAGAAUACCAUUAGGGCGGGCGGGUGGCACGAAGGGCAGUAGGGUACCCGUUCUUUUGCAACAUGGUCUCCUUAUGGACGGUAUAACAUGGCUCUUAAGCCCACCAGACCAGUCGUUGGCUUUGGUUUUAGCUGAUAAUGGCUUUGAUGUGUGGAUUGUUAGUUCACGGGGAACUAAAUACAGCCGAGGUCAUGUAUCUCUUAAGCCUGACGAUGAGGCUUAUUGGGAAUGGACAUGGGACGAGUUAGCAGCUUAUGAUCUUCCAGCUACAUUUCAGUAUGUUUAUGGUCAGACAGGCCAGAAACUACAUUAUGUUGGCCACUCGUUGGGAACUUUGACUGCAAUGGCUGCAUUAUCAAAAGGGCAGCUUGUAAGCGUGAUUAGGUCUGCAGCAUUGCUUAGUCCCGUUGCAUAUGUGGGCCAAAUCACUUCCCCGUUAGGCAGAACUGCUGCUGAAACCUUCAUAGCUGAAGCUUUGAAAUGGUUGGGCCUUCACGAGUUCAAUCCAAAAGGGGAUAUUGUGACCAAGUUUCUCAAAAAAAUAUGCGCGAGACCACACAUUGAUUGUACAAACUUGUUGAAUUCAUUCACAGGCAAAAACUGUUGCUUGAAGCCUUCAAUAGUUGAUAUUUUUCUAGACCACGAGCCUCAGCCUAGCUCUACAAAGAAUAUGAUGCAUGUAGCUCAAAUGAUAAGACAAGGGACGAUCCAAAUGUAUGAUUAUAAUGACGCUGGGAAAAACAGGAGGCGCUAUGGACAGCCUACACCCCCAACUUACAACAUGGCAAACAUACCGAAGAAUGUUCCACUUUUCCUUAGCCAUGGUGGCGCUGAUGCCCUUUCUGAUGUUGAAGAUGUAAAGCAUUUGUUAAGAACACUUAAAGAUCACGACCGUAACAAGAUUGUGGUUCAAUAUACGAGUGGUUAUGCUCAUGCUGAUUUUGUUAUGGCCACAAAUGCUAGACAAGUUGUUUAUGAACCUCUUAUGGCAUUUUUCAAUCACUAUUGA
Molecule: messenger RNA, 1224 nt
Organism: Erigeron canadensis
Lineage: Eukaryota; Viridiplantae; Streptophyta; Magnoliopsida; Asterales; Asteraceae
Product: triacylglycerol lipase 2-like
Exons: 8
Coding region: 1-1224 (407 amino acids)
Biological process (GO): lipid metabolic process
Molecular function (GO): hydrolase activity, acting on ester bonds
Source: RefSeq, a predicted model, not a curated record